Molecule: messenger RNA, 1166 nt
Organism: Plutella xylostella (diamondback moth)
Lineage: Eukaryota; Metazoa; Arthropoda; Insecta; Lepidoptera; Plutellidae
Source: RefSeq, a predicted model, not a curated record
AUCACGGUCCACCAACCAGCACUUGGCCAGCGUGGUGGACUAGGCCUAAAACCCUUAAUCAUUGGAAGGAGACCCGUGCCCCAGCAGUGGGGACGUGAUGGGUCGUGAUGGUAAUUUACUUAAAUGUGUUUAAAAUACUAACUUUACGCGGUACUUACGAUGUACGAAUUGUAACACGUAUUGUACCUACCUAAAUACCAGGAAAAAAUACUAAUGCUAUACAUAUACCUACUUACCUAUUUUUGCAGUUUCUAGUAGACGAUAGUGCUACUCAUUGUAAAUAAUAAUUAGCGCCCACAAGUUUCCUUCUUCAUAUCAAACCAUACAGUUUUAACGCUAAGGCAUUAUUAAGCGUUAUUGUGCAUUUUUUUCAUUCUCUCUAUAGUAAUUUUAUUUAAUCAAACCGUGGACCAAGUUAAUAGCUGAUGGACGGCCCGCACCGAGAAGGAGAUACGCGAGGAAUUCAUCCAGUUGGGCAUGGAGUGCGCCAAGCAGCACCAGGUCACACCGGAGGAGAUUCAGCUCAUGCACCAGCACGUCAUCCCCGACGGUACAGGCGCCAGGUGCCUUGUCGCUUGCGUCUUCAAGAAGAAGGACUUGAUAAAUGACAAAGGAAUGUUAGAUAUUGAUGCAGCUCACAGCAUGGCAGAUAAAGAACAUUUGGACGACCCUACCAUGAUUGAAAACUCUAAGAAACUCUUCGACCUUUGCAAAUCUGUGAACGAUGAAACGGUCAGUGACGGAGAGAAAGGUUGUGACCGUGCUGCCCUCCUCAGCAAAUGCCUCAUAGCCAACUAUUCUAAGUUUGGGUUCAAGAUAUAAACGUAUUCAGGAAGGACGGACAGAAACGUAAUGCUCCACAGAAUAGGUAUUUAUAAGUAAGUUUUAAAGAAAUAAAAUAAAAUAUUGAGCAAUAAAAAUAUUAUGUGUAUUAAUCUUAAAAACAACUUAUGGUAAGAAAUUAUUACAUAUAUUUGUCGUUUUUAUAAAGUAAGACAUUCUAAUAUAAACGUUUUAAAGUAAGAAUUAGUACAAAUGUAUGAAGUAUAAACAUGUAUAUUUUAAGUAGAGAAAUGUAUCAACCUAUCUAAUAGUGUUAACUAUAUUUUACAAGAAUAGAAAAAUAUGAAUUUGGGAAAAAGACAGACACACCUUAAAACAAUAUU